GGGCACCGGGCCACCAGGCGGAGCGGCGGGCACCGGGCCACCAGGCAGGGCGGCGGGCACCGGGCAACCAGGCAGGGCGGCGGGCACCGGGCCAUCUGGCUCGACAGCGGGCAUCGGGUCACCAGGUACAACAGCGGGCACUGGGUCAUCAGACAUUGGAUCGUCUUGCUCGACCGCGGGCACCAGGUCAUCUGGCUCAACAGCGGGCAUCGGGUCACCAGGCACGACAGCGGGCAUCGGGUCACCAGGCACGACAGCGGGCACUGGGUCAUCAGGCAUUCGAUCGUCUGGCAAGACUGCGUGCAUCGAGUCGUCUGGCAAGACUGUGGGCUCCGAGUCAACUGGCGGAACAGCGGGCAUCGAGUCGUCUGGCAAGACUGCGGGCACCGAGUCAACUGGCGGAACAGCGGGCAUCGAGUCGUCUGGCAAGACCGCGGGCACCGAGUCGUCUGGCAAGACCGCGGGCACCGAGUCGUCUGGCAAGACCGCGGGCACCGAGUCGUCUGGCAAGACAGCGGGCACCGAGUCGUCUGGCAAGACAGCGGGCACCGAGUCAUCUGGCAUAAUAAGAUCAUCAGGCUGGAUCAGCUGGGUAAAGGCAUCAGGCUGUAUUGUGGGCGCCGAGGCACCAGG
Staurois parvus is the source of this 633-nucleotide messenger RNA. The record is from the annotation of a GenBank genome assembly. Lineage: Eukaryota; Metazoa; Chordata; Amphibia; Anura; Ranidae.